This is a messenger RNA of Leguminivora glycinivorella, 3328 nucleotides long. RefSeq names its product zinc finger protein 260-like. The transcript has 5 exons. Gene Ontology annotation, biological process: regulation of transcription by RNA polymerase II. Gene Ontology annotation, cellular component: nucleus. The coding region runs from base 94 to 1827 and encodes 577 amino acids. Lineage: Eukaryota; Metazoa; Arthropoda; Insecta; Lepidoptera; Tortricidae. The record is from RefSeq and is a predicted model, not a curated record. Gene Ontology annotation, molecular function: zinc ion binding; DNA-binding transcription factor activity, RNA polymerase II-specific; RNA polymerase II cis-regulatory region sequence-specific DNA binding.
GGCGGCCCGAUUGCAUAGCGUCUGCCUGCAUCAAUUUUUGUUUUAAAAUUGAUUUAUUAAUAAUACGUAAAUGAUUGUUAAAUAGUGUUAAACAUGAUGGAAGCACAGAACACGUUAAAUAGUGGCAUGUGCCGAUGCUGCUCGUCGGAAGGCACAUUCAAAGACAUUAAAACGACGUAUCGUUGGAUGGGAGAGGAAGAGGUUUAUGCAGAAAUGUUAACCGAUUGUUUUGAUAUCAAAAUACAGACUCCGGAAGACAUGGACAAUGGUAUCUGCGAGUUGUGCAUCACACAGCUGCGGAACGCGCUCAACUUCAAGAAACAGGUGUUGCACACUGAGGAACAGUUCAAGAGAAGAAUGCAGGGACGUGAUGUUAAAAACCCUAUAAAAAUUGAAUCUGUGGAGGACUCCAUAGAGUCUGACCACCUUUCCGACCAAGACUUCACAGAAGAAUACGAAGUCCCAAUCAAAGUGGAGAUUGAAGAGAAGCCAAAAGCCAAGAAGCGUCCGGCCAAGCCCGCCACGCCCCGCGCCAAGAAGGCCAAGAGUGAACCCGAGUCUUCCCAACGAACGGACGGCGACGCGCCCAAGAAGCGCAAGAAAAAGAAAAAGAAAGCGGACGCUAGCGCGACCCCCGAGCGCAUUGAGCACAGGGUCAACCUGACCGCCAUACUGCAGUACUCCAACGCCAGUCCGUUCCGAGACAAGACCGCGCGCGGCUUCUCCUGUCUCUACUGCUGCGCGCACUUCCCACACAUCGACGACCUUCGCGCCCACACCGCGCUCCAGCCCGAAAAGGACAAGCUCAACUCCAUGAUCGACUACAAGCUCAGCUACAACCCCAUCAAGCUCGACAUCACCGGCCUCGAGUGCACCGUCUGCCACCACCCCAUGCGCGACCUCGUCCAGCUCAAGGACCAUCUCGUCUUCGUCCACAACAAGACCAUCUACAAGAACAUCAAGGACAUCAUCCUCCCCUUCCGGCUCGAAGACGGACACAACUUCACCUGCGUCAUAUGCUCCGUCGUUCACAUCUCCUUCAAAAACCUCUAUCAUCACAUGAGCAGCCACUACAGAAAUUACUGUUGCAACAAAUGCGGCGCCGGUUACAUCACCAUAGCGGCGCUGCGCAAACAUAUGAAAACCCACGAGCAGGGCAACUUCCCCUGCGCCUACUGUGAUAAAACAUACACCUCCUUCACUAAGAAGCGGAACCACGAGAAAGGCGUCCACACUGGCGGCUGGCUCAGGAACAAGUGCCCGCACUGCCCGGAGAUCUUCGUCAGUUACUACGACCGGAGCGAGCAUCUAGUUCAAGUACACAACGAGAAAGCCGUCAAGUAUCCCUGCAACGCGUGCAAUAAAGUAUACAAAAAGAAGUUCGAACUUAACCGUCACAUUAAACAUCACCAUUUACAACAAAAGAGCUUCUUAUGUGACAAAUGCAAUGCUAAAUUCUUCUCGAAACGCGGCCUCGUCGACCACCUGUCCAGGCAUUCUGGCGGCGAAGUGUACACCUGUGAUAUUUGCGCCAAAACCUUCGCUCGAGCGAGAACCUUGAAGGAGCACAUAAGAAUUCACGAGGACGACAAGCGGUUCCAAUGCGAGGUCUGCAAGAAGACUUUCGUGCAGAAGUGUAGCUUGAAGAGCCACAUGCGUCUACACCAGGAUCAUUUAGACAUCUUUAAAGAGUUCGAUGAUGUCAAACAUCUGAUAGACGACAGGGAGUUGACCUUGAAGCAGAUCGCGGCCGAAAACAAAAAGAAGGCCGAGGAGGAGAAAAGAAAACCGAAAUUCCUCCCGGUUGUAACCGUUGAUAAGAUGUAGAAGUCGAGGACUCGUUGAAUAGGUUUCCAAAAUGUGUAGUGAACGUUACUGACUGUUAAUCAGGGAAUGCAAUAAGCGACCAAAUUUCAUAACCGGUUAUGGUUUCGUUUAUGCCCGAAAAAUAACCGAUAACCGGUUACGGUUAUUUUCGAUAAAAGGUAGUAAAUGUUUAAUCAAUUAAACGAAAAAUACAAUAAUUUAAGGUAUUAGUGAAAGUGAUAAUAAGUUUGACGUGAUAAUAUUCAAUUAGAAUCGUUCACAUUAGUAAGGGAAGAAAUAUUUUCAUUACUAAAGUAAACAAAUGACAAAAAUGAUAGUCACAGCAGUCACAGGCAAAAGGGCAGUAUUUUCUAGUAGCUAAAAGAUCAAAUCCAUCGAAUUUCAGAAAUAAAAUAAUGACCGAUAAUAACCGUAACCGGUUAUUUUAUUUGAGUUUCCUAAUAAUCAUCGGUUAUGAAAAUUUGUCAAAUAACCGGUUAUAACCGAUUAUUUCGGUUACGGUUAUAACCGGUUUGCAUUCCCUACUGUUAAUAUUCAUAAUAUUUGCAAUGAAAGAUGUUUUGAAACAGGGUCCUGUCGCUGUUGCGCUUUGAAAACAUUAUUUGCUUGAACAUUAUCAGUUCACGUUAGCUUUUUUGUAUUUUUCAUUCUGUUAUGUUUCAUUGUAUACAAACUAUUUGUGAUCUCAUUCAAACUUGAUGAAUGAAUGAUGAAGACACGAUUUGUUUUACACAAGAUUAUCAAUGUAACUACAUCACCAUUAUCAUCGUUUAUUAUGUUAUUUAUAUUAUAUCUUCAUAUACCUGAAUCGCGGAUGUAUAUUUAACAAAAUUUAUUAUUUUAAGAGAUACUUUAUCUAAAUCGGUGUAAGUGUACCUAUUUUGUUUUUGACAUUUAAAAUGACCAAAGAGCGGAAUUCUUCAUAGCAAAAAUCAAACUGUCAAAGGGAUUGACCUAACCGUUUUAUCGACUUGAGUUUUCAUGAGUGAUUUCCGUGCCGUGUUACUAAAACUGUUAAUAAAUUAUUAAAUCAUAUUAAUAAAUUAUUAACCAUUUUAGUAACACGGCACGGAAAUCACUCAUGAAAACUCAAGUGACAUAAAUUACAUAUGUAACGCUGACAUGAUUUACUUUAAUAUGGAGAUGCAAGUUGCUUAUCAAAAUGGUCAAAUGUUACAGAAUAAUCUUUUAAGUUGAUUAUGGAUACCUAAUGCGAUAUUAUUCCGUAACAUCGAUAAGUCGAUAAAACAGUUAGGUCAAUCCCUUUGACAGUUUGAUUUUUGCUAUGAAGAAUUCCGCUCUUUGGAAAUGACAUUAGGCUGCCAGUGGUCAGGGACAAAGCGAAAAGAAUAACUAUUAGGAGUUGUCAUAUCCAGACUAACUAUAGGUUAGGAAGAUCUGCUCGCCACGAGUGCUUUAAAUUUAAAAUUAUUAUAUUUAUAAGUUUUACCAUAUACAAGAACCAUGUGUGUUGAAGUAAAUAUAUUAUAUGUAUUACUGC